Molecule: messenger RNA, 1385 nt
Organism: Salvelinus namaycush (lake trout)
Lineage: Eukaryota; Metazoa; Chordata; Actinopteri; Salmoniformes; Salmonidae
Product: G protein-coupled receptor kinase 5-like
Exons: 10
Coding region: 16-1215 (399 amino acids)
Biological process (GO): signal transduction; protein phosphorylation; regulation of signal transduction
Cellular component (GO): cytoplasm
Molecular function (GO): ATP binding; G protein-coupled receptor kinase activity
Source: RefSeq, a predicted model, not a curated record
CAGUACCUGCAGAGCAUGUACUUUGAGCGUUUUCUGCAGUGGAAGAUGGUAGAGAGACAGCCCGUUACCAAACACACCUUCAGACAGUACAGGAUGCUGGGCAAGGGAGGCUUCGGGGAGGUGUGGGCAUGCCAGGUGCGAGCCUCUGGGAAGAUGUAUGCGUGUAAGAAGCUGGAGAAGACUCACAUGAAGAAGAGGAGAGGAGAGGCCAUGGCCCUCAACGAGAAACAGAUACUGGAAAAACUCAACAGCAGAUUUGUGGUGAGUCUGGCAUAUGCGUAUGAGACCAAACGAUCUCUUUGUCUGGUGCUAAGCAUGAUGAACGGAGGAGACCUGCGGUUCCACAUCUAUAACAUGGGUCCUCCAGGCCUGCAGCCGGCCAGGGUCCAGUUCUAUGCUGCUGAGGUCUGCUGUGGUCUCCACCACCUCCACCAGAGGAACAUUGUCUACAGGGAUCUAAAACCGGAGAACAUACUUCUGGAUGACAAUGGGCACAUCCGUAUCUCAGACCUGGGCCUGGCGGUGAAGCUAUCUGAGGGGAAUCUGGUACGAGGCAGGGUGGGGACCCUGGGUUACAUGGCUCCAGAGGUGAUUGGCCAUGAGUACUACGGGAUAAGCCCUGAUUGGUGGGGCCUGGGCUGCCUUGUGUACGAGAUGACGGCCGGACGAUCCCCGUUCAAAAGACAAGGGGAGCAAUUGACGGAAAAGGAGAUGGAGAGAAGGAUACAGGAGACAGAAGAGGAGUACAGGAAGACAUUUAGCAGCGAGACAGAAGACUUCUGCCGCUCUCUGUUGACCAAAGACCCGAGACAGAGGUUGGGGUGUCGAAGGUGUGGGGUGGAAGGGGUCAAGUCCCAUCCCUUCUUCAGCACCAUCAACUUCAGGAGGCUGGAGGCCGGAGUCAUUGAGCCACCCUUCAAACCGAAUCCCAGGGCGGUGUACUGCAAGGAUGUUCGGGACAUUGAUGAGUUCUCCACAGUAAAAGGAGUCAUUUUGGAGAGGACAGACAACGACUUCUACACCAAGUUUAACACAGGCUGCGUGGCCAUACCCUGGCAGACAGAGAUGAUAGAGAUGGGUUGUUUCAAGGAGCUGAAUGUGUUUGGCCUUCAGGGUUCUAGACCCCCUGACCUGGACUGGGACCAGAAUCCUGCCCCAGAGAAACCUAAACGUAGCCUGCUGGACCGCAUCUUCCACAAGACACACACCUGUUGAUGGAUGGGCUUCCUCAAACCCUCUCACCACUGCAACUUUUGUUGUAAAUGAGAACAUUCCCUCAAAUCAGCUUACCCGGUGUAGAGUAAAAUGAAUAUAUAUGAAUAAUUUGUUGGUGUUGAUGAUCAUUCAGCACACUGAUCAAUACACAGAUCAACCAGUCAGUACUG